AUGGCCAGCGGUUGGCAUAAGUUCUACUGCAUGAGCCUGAUAUUUCUUUAUGCUACCCAGAACUUGAAUCUGUUUGUUUUCAUUCCUUUUGUUUCCUGUAUAAAUUUUAUAUGCGAAAUGAGAUUUGUAUAUUGUAAAAGAAGAGGCCUUAUUUAUAUUGAUUACUCUAUGUAUUACAUAGAUCAUCUUACACUUCUGGAAUUUGAAAGGCAUAAGACUCAAAGUGGCGAGAUUCAACUUCCAGUUGUUACUCUCCCUGAAGUCUUAGGAGCUGACAACGAGCUAAUUGAACAGGGUAAUGGCUCUCAAGGAUCAGGCAGGGCUCGGAGAGAUGCUGCCUCCCGUGCUAUGCAAGGAUGGCAUGCCCAACGUCUUUUUGGUUCUGGUGAUGUUGGCGAGACAAAUCUAAAAGACAAGAAUCCCAGCACUACGGCAAACCGUGAGAAAAAUCUCAAAAGCACUGGUAAUCAGUCCUAUAAACCCUGGGGGAAUGCUAUCGACACAUUUCUAACUCGACAUGUCUCUAAUCUGUCUGCCAGACUGGUCACGACAGUUGUUGAUGUUGGCCCCCCAGCUGAUUGGGUGAAAAUCAAUAUACGUGAAACUGAAGAUUGUUUUGAACUUUACGCUUUAGUGCCUGGGCUUCUGCGUGAAGAGGUGCGAGUUCAAUCGGAUCCUGCAGGACGAUUAGUCAUAACAGGUCAGCCUGAGCAACUUGACAAUCCCUGGGGUGUUACACCGUUCAGAAGGUACGACUUACCUGCCAGAAUCGAUCCAGUUCAGACUUCUGCUGUCGUUAGCCUUCAUGGACGUCUCAUUAUUCGUGUUCCUUUUGAGCAGUCAACAGCAUAAAUCUCGUGGCUUAUUAAGAUUUUGCGGAAUAGUUCAACAUUAUUUUGGUCAACUGGCUAAAUCAUAGAAGCAAUCUACUUUUGCUGCAGCUCUGUUGCUCAUUUGUCUUGAGGUUUCGAAUUCCUUUUGUGUCUAGCUUUGACCAGUAAUUUUAUCACAUUGCAUUAGUAAAUUAGUUCUAGAGGGCUUUUUUUAUAUUAGAAAUUGGAACUCAUCAGUGAGACACUAGGGUUUUUUUUGGGUUAGUGGCUUUAUCAUUUCCCUGUAAGACAUGGAUUGUUGU
Molecule: messenger RNA, 1135 nt
Organism: Olea europaea var. sylvestris
Lineage: Eukaryota; Viridiplantae; Streptophyta; Magnoliopsida; Lamiales; Oleaceae
Product: AT-rich interactive domain-containing protein 5-like
Exons: 11
Coding region: 1-852 (283 amino acids)
Biological process (GO): regulation of transcription by RNA polymerase II
Cellular component (GO): nucleus
Molecular function (GO): DNA binding
Source: RefSeq, a predicted model, not a curated record